Cherax quadricarinatus is the source of this 1431-nucleotide messenger RNA. RefSeq lists its product as uncharacterized. The record is from RefSeq and is a predicted model, not a curated record. NCBI's taxonomy places the organism in Eukaryota, Metazoa, Arthropoda, Malacostraca, Decapoda, Parastacidae.
UUGACUGGUGAGUGUGUUGUCUCCUCGUGUCCAGGGAACAGAGUCUCACCUACCUCAUGUAUGUGACUGAUGAACCCGAGGAUAACUAGGCUCCUCAAAGGGGCUUCUGGUUCAUAUUAUUCACGGCACUGAUGAAUAAUAUUCAGAAUAUCGUUAGUGGAGCAGAAUACAAUUUGUUUUAACAGGAGUUGCUGUAUCAGUGGGGUUAUUCAGUGCAAGGCGUCCUGAAGACUCCAACUUCCGCGACGUGGACGAAUUAACUAGUACUUACCAAUUUCUGUAACUAAGAAAAAUUGUUGUUACGGUUCUGUUGGAAAAAGAACCGAAACUUUGUUCAGUUUCAACUUUAUUUCUGAGGAAAUGAUGACGUGGUGGAAGGUGGCGUUGGUAGCAGUGACGACGGUAGUCUGCAUGGUAUCAAAGGCUUCCGGCGAUAUCAACGAAACCAUUAAGGAUAUUUACGAGAACCCGUCGAAGGGGGAGGUGGCUAUUCCCUUCAGCUACGACCCUGCGUCUACGUCCUUCAACACCACCAUAUCCUUCACGUGCCCGAUCUUCUCCUUCACUCUGCCCGGCGCCGGGGACUUCUCUCCUGCAGGCAUCAGCUUACAGUCCUUCGGCGGUCUUACCUUCAUAGGGAUCUUUCUGCUUGGAGGUUUGGCCAUAGCAAUAUACACUACCAACCAGAAAGCCACAGGACCCGCCAGAGAGAUUUCUGACGGGUAUAGCCUCGGGGAAUACUUGCUUAAUGGUCUUAUCACGGAGUCUCUCACCGUCAUGCCCAUCAUUGUGGACAAGAACUGCGUCAAGCAGGCCAUCUGCGAAGCCUACGUAGAUUCCAAAAGAUUCGGCUUCCUAACAUUACCAGUCAGGCUCCUAGUGCCGUCCCCUGGACUCGACGUACCUGAGGAGAAGCUAACGGAGCUGCAGAAGGCCGCCAGGUACGCCGAAGAAGGAGGCGAGGAUUGCCAUUACGAGUUCCCUUGUCUCCUCCAGCCUCUUGAUCUCAUCCUCUUUUUCUACGACUACUUGCGUGGCCACAAGUAGGCGUCCGCAAUCACGAAGGCAAUCGGCGCAACCAAGCUGAACUUCUACAGCAGUCGGCAAGAAAAUUAAUAAAGUUUAGGAGGGCAGUUGAAUUCCUCCGGACGGCUUCAUGGCGAGAACGCUCGGUUAUAAAAUAAAACUGUCUAACAGUGACUGGACGACUAAUAGUAUAUAGAAAAUCGAGUCUCCAUCACAUGCACAUUGAGUAAACACCAGUGUGAUACUUCAUGAUGUAAAAUCAGUGGCUAGUAUCCAAUAGUCAGACUUCAUGAAGUAAAAAUCAGUGGCUAGUAUCCAAUAGUCAGCUACUAGUCUGGGCAUUUUUAAGUAAUCUAGUGGCAUUUGAAUAUUUUACAGGCAUAAUUUAUAUUAAUCAUUCCCUUG